UUCACAAACAAUACUAGGAUAGUGUUUAUAUGAAAAUAUACUUUAGUCAGUUGAUACAAACGGAAUGUAUACAUCAAACAACAACCUAAAAACAAAUAAAUUGUUAAGCAGCCGAAUUUACUUUACAAGAGCUGACAAUCCAAGAAGCCAAAGGAACCAACCAAAGAACCAACAAGGAAUACAAAUGAAUCAAUCGAAGUAUAACGAUCCACAGUCUAGAUCUAGUAGAUACGCAAGGCCGUCCAGUCGCACUUUAAAAUGCGAUAAGUUGGAUCCUGAUGAGUUCUUCAAUUGCGCUGAUAUUAAUGGCAAGCUUUAUAGACUAUACAAUCUUUUCGAGGACAUUGAAGCUAGUGAAGCAUUCAAAAAACAACAGCCUAAACAAAUUAAACGUCUUAAUACGGAGUCUGCGAAGUCUCUUCAAUCAAGGAUGUCGCAAAAGGAUGCCAAACGACCGCGAGGAAGGCCCAAAAAGAAUGCGAACUCUACCCUUAUUAAUCCUGACUAUCCAAAGAAAAAUGCAAUGGAAAUGGGCGAGAAACAGGAGAGUCCCAAAACGAUAUCAAAGAAAGUAAUUCCUCAGAGUAAACUGGAUUACUUGGAGGACAUGGAGCUGGGUGCUGCUUUUCGGAAGCAACAGCUCCCAAGUAGUCGCCGUAGUUUAGGUGUAGCUGGACCACGUCGACCAGGACGAUCCCCAAAGGGAUCAACGAACUGCAGUACUGGUUCAUCGGUAGUGGACUGGAGAAAAUUAGAUGAGCCAUCCGUGGUAAUACGACGAAGUGCACGGAUUCAGGCAGCAAAACUUAGGAAGCAGCAGUCAUUGGAAAGAAACUUGCGGAAGGAUCAGGAGAAACCCAAUUCUGGAAUGGUAGUGGAUUGGGAGAAAUUAGAUAAGCCAGAACGGGUCCAAGAACCACCUAUCGUAUUACGAAGAAGUGCCCGGAUUCAAGCAGCCAAACUCAAGAAGGAGGCCUUGGAAGCCAGUUUAAGAAAUCAGAAUCAGAAUCAGGAGAAGCCUAGUUCCAGAAAGGUAUCGCAACCUAGAAUCGCUCGAAAGCAAGUGUGUCGUUCAUGUCCUAAUUGCAACUCUAAUACCUUUCUUAGGCCGCGUCCGAUCACGUACUUUGAGUGCGCCGAGAUUAAUGGAAAGCUUUAUAGACUCAAUGACAUUUGGGAAGAUGUGCAGCUUGGUGCUGCUUUUCGGAGGAAACAGAAGAAGGCACAGCCCCAACGACGGGGAACUUUUCGCGUUCGGAGAGGAUCUUAAUGGAUUAAGGCAAUCCAUAUAUACACGUUUGGUCCGUCAAAUAUUAUAAUACAAAAUUUUCGUUAUCAAAAGGCACUCAUAUUUAUAUUUAGUUGUAUCUAUUUUGGUUAUUGCACUGUACAU
Molecule: messenger RNA, 1393 nt
Organism: Drosophila teissieri
Lineage: Eukaryota; Metazoa; Arthropoda; Insecta; Diptera; Drosophilidae
Exons: 2
Coding region: 65-1270 (401 amino acids)
Source: RefSeq, a predicted model, not a curated record